AUUCAUCUCCGCAUGACAUACCAUUCUUGAAUUUCACUCGGACCACAAAUGCAAUUGUUCUCUGCUCUGCUCCUCACUGCUUCUGCUGUAGUCGCCCAGGAGGCUGGCACAACUCCAGCUCCGACUCCGGCUACAACGGUGGGCUGUGGUAGUUUGGCCCGUUGCUUGACCGAUGCUGGGGAGUUCACUCAAUGUUUCAACCCUGCACGGGCGGGGUGCUGCGACGGGUCGGUCUAUUUCCUGUGGAAGACUUACGAUGGCAACCACGAAAUAUUCCAAUUUUGCUGCCACGAUGCCCAAGGUCAUGGGUACUCAAAUGACACAUGCCCUGUGGCCACGACCACCACCGUAGCUCCGUUAACCACGACCACCACCGCAGCUCCGUUAACCACGACCACCACCGCAGCUCCGUUAACCACGACGACGACAUCAAAGCCAGGAUCGACAACCACGAAGCCACCGAUCAAUACAUCAACUGCACCGCCAACGACAACGUCGUCCACGAUCACGUCACCCCCUUCGACUACCUCAACCACCCCAUCCAGCUCGGAACCGCAAGUCACAGAAACCUCGACCCCAGCGACGACCACGCAAGCUCCGACGACUACCAGGCCGACCACUACCGCCCCGUCAGGUGCACCUGCUCAAAGCGUGGCCAUCCUAGUCGUCGCUGCUGUGGUGGCUACGGUGAUGCUUUAGUUCACAUCAUCGCUUUAUUUCAAUUAUAUUAACACUUGCAUUCAGUCGUGUUCGCACUUGGA
Messenger RNA from Aphanomyces astaci, 761 nucleotides. RefSeq lists its product as hypothetical. The transcript has a single exon. NCBI's taxonomy places the organism in Eukaryota, Oomycota, Saprolegniomycetes, Saprolegniales, Verrucalvaceae. Bases 49 to 699 code for a protein of 216 amino acids. The record is from RefSeq and is a predicted model, not a curated record.